Doryrhamphus excisus (bluestripe pipefish) is the source of this 3260-nucleotide messenger RNA. RefSeq names its product ADP-dependent glucokinase (gene adpgk). Gene Ontology annotation, biological process: glucose metabolic process. The record is from RefSeq and is a predicted model, not a curated record. Gene Ontology annotation, molecular function: ADP-specific glucokinase activity. NCBI's taxonomy places the organism in Eukaryota, Metazoa, Chordata, Actinopteri, Syngnathiformes, Syngnathidae. Gene Ontology annotation, cellular component: endoplasmic reticulum.
CGGAAGUGUAGCUAGCAGUGUGCUGACUUCGGCAUCAACGACCGCCACCGGAGCUGUUCCUUCCUUCAGUGACGCCGACCUUCGCCACUGUCUCCAUCCUCAAGCAAGUUUAACGAUCUUGAUGCUGUCGACUAGGAAACAACAAACACUCCCUUAACGACAAGUUUGAAGCCUGCUCGUCUACCGCUGUGCAUCAUGUGGAGGAAGGCUUCAGUGGCGGCCCUCUUGGCGCUGGCGGUUGGCUACCUCUACCACGGCGGCCCUGACUUGCCUGAGCAGCUACUCCAGUACGUCAGCCUGCCCAGCUUCCAAUCAUCCCCACAGAGCCAGCGGCAACUGGAGCGGGUCAUUUCCGAUGCCUGGGACUCGCUGAUCGCAUUGCCCAGGCGGCAGUGGGGCCGAGUGGCUGUCGGUGUGAACGCCUGUGUGGACGUGGUGGUGUCAGGCGUGGGCCUUCUACAGGCGCUGGCCGUGGAUCCCGGCAGCGGCCUGGAUCACGAAGUCCUGCACUCCAAAGAAGACCUGAAGGAAGCCUUCAUCCACUACAUGGAGCGCGGGGCAGCCGCCGAGCGUUUCUUCAGCGACAAGGACUUGUUCCAGAGGAUCGCCCGAGCAGCUGCAGAGUAUCCCAGCGCCAAGCUGUAUGUUGGAGGGAACGCCGCCCUCAUUGGUCAGAAGCUUGCGACCUAUCCAGAUCUCGUGGUUCUGUUAUGUGGGCCAGUUGGACCUAGACUCCAUGAGAUGCUGGAUGAGCAGAUUGUUGUUCCGCCCGGUUCCCUCCAGGAGACGGAUGAAUAUCAUCUCAUCCUGGAGUACAAAGCGGGUGAGCAGUGGGGUUCAACUCGAGCACCUCAAGCUAACCGCUUUAUCUUCUCGCACGACGUGUCCAACGGUGAGAUGAGCUCGCUGGAGACAUUUGUGGCGAGCCUGGAGGAGUUUCAGCCAGACCUGGUGGUCCUGUCUGGGCUCCACAUGAUGGAAGGCCAAGGCAGAGAGUUGUGGGAGGAGCGUCUCAAAGAGGCAGUGGCGGCCAUAUCAGACAUUCGUAAGGACAUUCCCAUCCACUUGGAGCUGGCCAGCAUGACGGACAAAGACUACAUGAACAGCAUCAUGCAGGAGCAGUUCAUGCCCAUUGUCAGCUCCAUCGGGCUGAAUGAGCAAGAGCUGCUGUUCCUGUCGCAGGCCGGCGGCGGGCCCCACGCUCAACUGAGCGCCUGGAAGGGCGUCCCCGAUGUGGGCCAGGUCAGCGACAUCCUCCUGUGGAUUCUGGAGCGCCACGGCCGUAGCGACCCCUCAUCGGAGGCCGAGCUGACUCGUGUCCACUUUCACACGCUGGCCUACCACAUCCUGGCCACGGUGGACGGCUACUGGGGCAACCAGGCGGCAGCGGUGAUGGCGGGAGCUCGGGUGGCCAGCAGUCAGGCAUGCGGUGUGCAGGCGGUGGACGUCAGCAAGGUGGAGCUGAAGGCGCCACUCCACUUUCACAGCUCACACUUUGAGCCUCGGGAGUCGCUGUCCCUUGACCCGGCGGCUCCGGUAACGGCGUGGCGUCGGGGAAACAUCACAUUCCACCUGACGCCAGUGUUGGUCUGCAAGCAGCCGCUUCGGACAGUGGGACUCGGUGACGCCAUCUCAGCAGAGGGACUGGUUUACUCGGAACUCAAGAGCCAGCAGCCCUUCUGAGGUUGUUUGCAGUCGGACUAUCCACGUGAGCUCACUUCCGCGUCUUCCUCUGCGGUUCCAAUCCUGCCUGUGGACACGUCCCGCCUGCCUCCGUCGUCUGCCAGGUGUCCGCGCGUUGACACAAACUGAGCAUGUUCCACGAUGGUGGGUGAAUUCUAUGCAUAUGAUGGGCGCCAACAGGACAUCUUUAGUUGAAGUGGCUCACCAAUUUUAGCUGAGUAUGGUGUGCCUUCACAUAAGUCAAUAUAUUCACAUUUCAGGGCCAAAUGAAGGCUUUGUCCGCACAAACACACACAUUUAAAAAUAUUUUUAUUUCAUUUUCUGUUUUUGUUUCAUAUCACCUCCGUCCUACAAAAAGCAAGUAUAUGUUUUUUUCAUAAUGGGUCUGAAAAACCAACCAAAAUCAGAAAACUAGGUCAUUUUGAGAUACAGUGGCCCCUCCAAAGCAAAACGUCCCAUAGGAUAUAAUAGAAAUAAUCAGUUCAUAAAUCAUCAUUCAUAAACCUUCAUUAGCCUUUAUAGUUUUAAGUCACAUUCUUAACAUUAUGAGUGUACAAAUUAACCACUGUUCAUCUUAAUAAAAAACACACACACACACACAAAUAAGACCACUUUUGAUGAUAAUGGCCUGGGAUAAGGAACAGCAUUGCAGAUUGCAAAGACAUUUUUGGUUGAACCCUAAAUUAAAACAUCUUUUGGGACGUUUGAGGUUCCAAGGAACCUGCUUUUUAAAUUGAACAGUGGUGAUUUGCAGAAAAUAAUUAACCAUUUGCCACUGCCACUGCGUUUGCACUAUGCAAAUCUUUCCAAUUGGAUAACAGCACCCAGCAGAUUACACAGCGCCACCUGGUGCUUUGGCAUGCACAUAACAAUACUGUACCUGCCAUACAUGAGGACAUUGCCUGCAAAUAUUCACAUCUACAUGGACUGAACAUCGUUUUUACUUGUUGAAUGUCUUGCUUUUGUUUGUUGCGUUUAUGUAGUAAAAAAAAAGUCAUGGCAGGACUUUUUUCCAACUCCUUAACUUCUUAUAAAGAUGUGACAUUUUUUAGACGAUCAUUUUCCCCACUUUAAAGGUAAAGAUGCAAAUCACAAAGCGUCAUUGUUUGUUUUUGUUUUUCACAUCAUUGUCAUUGUAUUACGAUUGACAUUUGACAAUGAUUUGCAUACCAACUGCGUCUGACGGAAAUUAUUUUUAACAUAUUCUUGUAGUAAAAUGGAAAACUGCAAGAACAUCGUCUAUGAUUCACAUGUUACAUUGUGCAUUUUUUUCAUUAUUUGCUCAUGUUUGGAAAGGCUGGAAUCAUGUUCCUUUGUCCUGUGUGUGGUCCAUGUUUUCCCCAGUACCUCAUACAGCCGAUGAAGGCAUUUAAUGAAGCAGUCUUAAUGCAACAUAUGACAGAGGCAUUUUGCUCAACACAUUGGAUUGUUUGCACUAGUGGAAAGAAGGCGGGAAGGUGAAUGUAACCCCGCCCCCUCAUAUGAAGUACAGUCUAUGGUGUUGGUAGCUUAUGUUAACAUUUCUGUCAUUUACCUUAAAUAUGUCAUUAAAAUGUUCAUGUCUCUACCAGUUUGUC